AUGGCAACGAAGUUGCGAACGAGGAACGUAAAGGAGGAUGAGGAUAAAUGGGGCAAAGAGGUAAAUGUACGCCCCUGUAAAUAUACAUGUAUCUGCGUCGGGGAGUGUGUGCUGCAGGCCGCCGCGGCGCUGCUGGAACUGAACAAGAAGGUCGCCAUUGCGCUGGACGGCUGCGGCAGUCAGAAGGAGGGGGACCACCGCACCGCCAUUCAGCUGCUGCAGUCGUGGUCGCGCGACGGGUGUUACGUCUCCACGUCGGAGUCUAUCCUGAUGCAGCUGCUGCAGGACGCGGGGGAUCCCUUGUUUAAGACCGUCGCGCCGAUCAUGAAGCAGAAGCAUCCAAAGCCUUUCUGA
Molecule: messenger RNA, 354 nt
Organism: Trypanosoma conorhini
Lineage: Eukaryota; Euglenozoa; Kinetoplastea; Trypanosomatida; Trypanosomatidae
Product: ribonuclease mar1
Exons: 1
Coding region: 1-354 (117 amino acids)
Source: RefSeq, a predicted model, not a curated record